Messenger RNA from Nymphaea colorata (pocket water lily), 3677 nucleotides. Its product is annotated as putative chloride channel-like protein CLC-g. NCBI's taxonomy places the organism in Eukaryota, Viridiplantae, Streptophyta, Magnoliopsida, Nymphaeales, Nymphaeaceae. Gene Ontology annotation, biological process: chloride transport; transmembrane transport. The transcript is spliced from 8 exons. The record is from RefSeq and is a predicted model, not a curated record. Bases 164 to 2509 code for a protein of 781 amino acids. Gene Ontology annotation, cellular component: intracellular membrane-bounded organelle; plant-type vacuole membrane. Gene Ontology annotation, molecular function: voltage-gated chloride channel activity.
CCCGGCGAACGGGAGAGACGCCUGAUAUUGCUCACUGUCUCCGGCCGACACUCGACUGUUCAUUCUCUGUGUGCGGCAGAGACAGUUGGCGAGCCAUUUUGCUGUACAUAGUCGCCGGCGGAUACGUAAAGGGGAGAGAGAGAGAGAGAGAGAGAGAGAAAGAAUGGCUAGCGACGGAGAAGACGACUCCGACGGCGUCAUCGUAAUGAGCGAGCCCCUACUGGCGCAGCAGCGGCUGCCGUCAAGUAAAAACAUGACCUCCCAGCUAGCCCUCGUUGGUGCCAAUGUCUGCCCCAUGGAAAGCUUGGACUACGAGACAAUCGAGAAUGACUUCUUCAAGCACGACUGGCGGAGCUUGGGAGGAGUUCAAAGGUUUCAGUACGUUCUUCUGAAGUGGACCAUUUGCUUUUUGAUCGGCAUUAUCACAGGCCUUGUUGGAUUCUUCAACAAUCUAGCGGUGGAGAACAUUUCAGGAUUCAAGUUUCUUAUAACCUCAGAUAUGAUGUCAGAGAAGAAGUACUUUCUUGCUUUUGGAGUGUUUACAGUGAUCAAUUUUGUUCUCGUUCUAUUCUCUUCAGUAAUAACAGUAUGUUUUGCACCAUCAGCAGCAGGAUCUGGUAUACCGGAGGUCAAGUCUUACCUAAAUGGUGUAGAUGCACCGGGUAUCUUUGCCCCACGAACCCUGUUUGUGAAAAUAGUUGGUUCUGUUGGUGCUGUAUCAUCGUCACUAUACAUUGGUAAGGCUGGUCCAUUGGUGCAUACUGGUGCAUGCAUUUCAGCUCUCCUGGGACAAGGAGGAUCCAAAAAAUAUGGCUUAACAUGCAGGUGGAUACGUCAAUUCAAAAAUGACAGAGAUAGGCGGGAUUUUGUAACAUGUGGCUGUGCUGCUGGAAUUGCUGCUGCUUUUCGUGCACCUGUAGGAGGUGUGCUUUUCUCUAUUGAGGAGUUAUCAUCUUGGUGGCGAAGUGCUCUACUCUGGAGAGCUUUUUUCACAACAGCAAUGGUUGUUGUAGUGCUACGUGCACUAAUUGAUGUUUGUAACUCCGGAAAAUGUGGCUCAUUUGCAGAAGGUGGUCUAAUUAUGUUUAAUGUUAACUCAGUGGAUAUUGAAUAUCACCUAAGUGAUCUGCCUCCUGUGAUCUUUCUUGGAAUUAUUGGGGGGCUACUGGGGAGCCUCUUUAAUUAUCUACUGGACACGGUGCUUAGAUUUUACAAUCUUCUUUACAAGAAAGGUAUUGCGUAUAAAUUGUUUCUUGCUGGCGCACUUUCUGUUUGUACUUCUUGUUGCCUAUUCGGAUUGCCAUGGCUAGCUACAUGCACCGCUUGCCCAACUGAUAGUGAGGAAUCAUGCUCAACAUAUUUCAAAACUGGGAACUUCCAAAGAUUUCAGUGCCAAGAAGGUUACUACAAUGAUCUUGCCAGCUUAAUUUUCAAUACCAAUGAUGACGCCAUAAGGAACCUUUUCAGAUCAGGCACCGACCAUGAGUUCCGCUAUUCAUCAAUUAUUUUGUUCUUUUUCACUUCCUUCACUCUUGGAAUUUUGAGCAGUGGUGUAGUAGCUCCAUCAGGCCUGUUUGUGCCUAUCAUCUUGAUAGGUGCUACUUAUGGGCGCCUUGUUGGGAAGGUCACAGGUUCCUAUGGCACACUCAAUGAGGGACUUUUUGCAACACUUGGAGCUGCAUCUUUCCUGGGAGGUACAAUGAGAUCAACUGUCUCUUUGUGUGUGAUAAUUGUAGAACUUACCAAUGAUAUCUACUUGCUUCCACUGGUCAUGCUGGUUCUGCUGAUAUCUAAAUCAGUGGCUGAUUCCUUCAACAUCAAUGUUUUUGAUCAAAUUGUUCGGAUGAAGGGGCUUCCAUAUCUUGAAGCCCAUGCAGACCCUUAUAUGUGGCAACUGAUUGUAAGUGAUGUUGUCACUGACCCUCUAUGGACCUUAAACGGGGUAGAGAAAGUAAGACAUAUAGUGCAUAUACUUAAAACAACAAAACAUAAUGGGUUCCCUGUGAUUGAUCAGCCACCUUUUUCAGACUCACCACAGUUGUUUGGUCUGGUUCUUCGUGCUCAUCUCCUUGUGCUGUUGAAGAAGAAAGUUUUCUCUGAGACAUGCGCCCUUGCUGACAUGGAUGCUCUUCGAAAGGUCUCUUCUGAUGAUUUUGCAAAGUCUGGAUCAGGUAGAGUUGACAGUAUUGAAGACAUACAUUUGACAGAAGAAGAACUGGAGCUGUUUGUUGAUUUGCACCCUUUCACCAAUGCUUCACCUUACACAGUUGUGGAGACAAUGUCAUUGGCAAAGGCCCUCGUACUGUUCAGGCAGGUUGGUCUACGGCACAUGUUGGUUGUGCCUAAGUCGUCUGAUAGAGCUCCUGUUGUGGGUAUAUUGACCAGGCAUGAUCUUAUUUCUGAGAACAUCCUAGACUUGUAUCCAUAUUUGAAAAGAAGCAAAUUGAGGAGGCAUCGAUUUCAUCCUCCUUCCUUGAUCAGAUUGUUUAAUUCAACAGCGCGGGACUAAUGUACAGGCCAUAUCAUGAUCUCUGGUUAAGCCUGCACAAUCAUUAUUUUUUGUUUGAUUUUUUCCGCUUUCCUUUUUUCUUCCUAUUUUAUCAUAACAGAAGUUCAGAUGGGUAAAAUUCAUCUGACUUGCUUCGUUGCAUUUAUGACGAUGUUUCUCAUGAAUGUAUUCUGUGGAAUGGGUCAUCAGUUCAGUUUGGUCUUGGGUGACGUCAAGAUGAAAGCUGCCUUCUAAUGAUAGUCCAUCAGGUUGUUCACUAACAGGAGGAAAACAAGGAAGUCCAGCAUAUUGGUAUUCUUGCAAUCUUAAGCAGAAACAUUAUUCUUGAUUGUGGCCAGGAUACCGUGUUUCUGGUCUCUGUAGCCUGUAAGCAUUUCCCACAAGUUGGUUACUUCAUCAAAAUUUUCAUCAACGUUGCAAACUGGUAAAACCAUAACAGUGCAACAGUAUGCCUGCUUCUGCUAUCAACCGUUGCUGUGCCAUACUAUUAUAUCACCCGUUUUUUGACGAUAAUAUCUUUUCAUCUUAUUCAAAAAUGGGUCUGACUACAUCAAGCAAAUAUGACUUUUUGGAGGGGUUCACUAAGGCUGCUUGAUUGCUUGAAGAUGAUUGUGAUUGCAGUUUGUCCAAGACACUCUUGUGAAGCACAGAAUUAUGCAAAGUUUCUCCAAAUGGCUGAAUCUCAUGGAUUGGCAAUCUUCCUCAAGCAGAAUUCUGUUGGGUACAUGUCAGAUGAUCAUGCAUUUUUCUGGCUCUAUUCUCUCGCUGAAAUUCAGGCUGCACCAGCAGGCUUAUGAGUCUAGUUGCAGAAUUGUUUGAUGAAGAGAUGCGGCAUCAACUUCGGCCUUGUGCCUGAUCAGAAAGAAUGUGGAGCAGGACAGUCUGGCUCUUGGAGAGUUUUGUCUAAAGUUGAGAGAAAUUACAUUGCUCAAAGUUCACUUGUGCUCUGUUCAGGUUCUAUAAUGAACUGCAAAAUGAAACAAUCCGGAAAAAAUGAUCUGAUCUUGUAAGUUUGCCAACUAAACUCAAUCUUCUGUCAUAAAAUGAACUCUGUGAACGAGCAGAUCUACAGUAUACCUAGGCCUGUUCUUAUAAAAUUACAUGGACCGGACCUGGGCUAUACUGACUAAAAGUAUUUUACAUGUCUUGAAAAUUGUGGAAUUUUUUA